AUGGGACCCUCGGACAGCCCGUUUACUGGUGGUCUAUUUUUGGUGAACAUCCAUUUCCCACUGGAUUAUCCCUUCAAGCCCCCGAAGGUCUCUUUCCGCAUCAAGGUGUUCCAGCCAAACAUCAACAACAACAGCAGCAUUUGCCUUGACAUUCUCAAGGAACAGUGGAGCCCGGCUUUGACCAUAUCAAAGGUCCUCCUGUCAAUCUGUUCGUUGCUGACGGACCCCAACCCCAAUGAUCCUCUGGUGCCUGAGAUUGCUCACAUGUACAAGACUGAUUGGGCCAAGUCAUCUGAAUCUUCAUUUGUAAAUAUGACUGCUGGUGCUGCCGAUGAUAUCCAUAUUGACAUGCCCACGCUGUCUGAUGAGGAUAAAGAUGCACCACUUUCAGGUUAUGAAAAAAAAGGGGAAAACAAGAUUGACUUCCUCUCUCUUUCUUAUACAAGGCAUGCAGAAGAUGUGCGGCAAGCGCAGGAGUUCCUCUCAAAGUUGGGUGAUCUUAGCCAAACUCUGAUUUUUGCCAAAAUUGAGAAUCUGGAGGUAAUUAACAUGUAUUUUUCUCUAUUGAGCUACUUUGUUCGUUCUUUAGGUGUUCUUAUUUCAGAAACCGUUGUUACUUGUGUUGUGGACAGAAUGACGGACAACCUAAGGCCUACUCGUCCGGAGGCAACUGAUGUGGCAAACGCAGUGCUGGACGGUAGUGAUGCCAUUCUCCUUGGUGCUGAGACUCUCCGUGGGUUGUAUCCAGUUGAGACUAUUUCAACGCUAGGCAGAAUUUGUGCUGAGGCUGAGAAGGUCUUCAACCAGGAUUUGUACUUCAAGCGAACCAUGAAAUACGUGGGAGAACCCAUGACCCACAUGGAGUCUAUUGCUUCCUCUACAGUGUGGGCUGCUAUUAAAGUUAAGGCUUCGGUCAUCAUUUGCUUCACCUCAUCCGGGAGUAUCUGCAGGCUAAUUGCCAAGUACAGGCCCACCAUGCUUCCUCGUCUAAAAACAAAUCAAUUGAAGUGGAGCUUCACAAGCGCAUUUGAAGCAAGACAAUCACUCAUAGUUAGAGGCCUCUUUCCCAUGCUUGCCGAUCUACGUCACUCGGCCGAAUCUACUAGCACUAGAAAUGAAUCAGUGUUGAAGGUUGCUCUUGACCACGGCAAAGCAUCCGGUGUGAUCAAGUCGCAUGGCUUACCUUAGCCAGAAUUUCUAUAAGAAUGUUGCUCAUGUUACAUGCCUUGCUUUCUCUAGAACGAAGAUCUGGAUCACCCUCGCCCCUCUAGAGAAAUCAGUUUACUCAUUCAGUUCUGGAAAUUCUUUAUAGCUUUUUGAGUUUACUUCGGUCUUGCAUGUAUUAGCUUUCUGUUUGUGCCCCUGUCUAUGUAUGUUUCUUGUGUGCAAGCGCUCCAUUCUGUGUGUGUGACUGUGUGUGGCUUGACUCUGUGUGUGUGGCUUGACUGUGUGUGUGUGUGACUGUGUGUGUGCUUGACUGUGUGUGUGUGUGUGUGUGUGACUGUGUGUGCUUGACUCUCUGUGUGUGACUGUGUGAAUGUUGCAUUUGCUUGAUGGUGUGGCCUGUAUGCUUGAAUGAUGAUUGGUGUGGUUUAACACUGCCUUUGCCGGUCCCAAGCCCGGAUGUGAAAAUGUGGAGGGAGCUGCAUUUACCUUCUGAAUUUUGUGGCCGAUGGCAUUCUAGUUUACUUAGAUGGUUAGCUUGUUAAUUAGUUUGUGCAUGCAAGACUUGAAAUCUAGCUGAUGUAGUGUUUAGUUUUUGUGCAUGAUAAAUGGUUUUGUUGUGCACCUUUUUAAAGAUGUGGCCCGUUUUCCCCUCUAUUUUCCUCUUUUGGAUGUUAACUACAAUUUGCUGUGUUUCUGAAUUGAUUAUCUGUUGUAAGAUAUGGUUAGCAUAUAUAGUUCAGAGAUAAAUGUCUUUGUGUGCAGCAGUUGUCAUACAUUUUAUUCGUUCCAAUGGUGAUUUUACUAUUAGUUUUUGUGUGCUGGAACUCUUGCGGAAGUUCUCUGUACCCCAGUACCAAUGUAUAUGUAUUUCAGUGUCAUUUUGUACUAUAACAUCACUGAAGCCAGUGGUAUAUUUGAGAUGAGUGAUGUGAUUAGAUUGUACCAGACAUGCGACUGCAGGAGCUCAGUGUAUGAGUAUGCACCCCGCGACAACCGCGACAACAAUUAUGUAGUUACUUUAACAUGACUAGCUCGUUACUUUUGAACAAUCAGGUAGUUUACAAUAUGCAGUUUUACUUGUAUUUAGGAAUGGAGCUUCUUCACUUCCUAGAUGCAUCAGGUUGUCCAUGUUGUGUGUUCAAUUUUUUUGAUUCACCUUUAUUUUCAUUUCAGCAGGUUGUCCAUGUUGUGUGUUCUGUAUGGAUUAGACGUUGUCUGACUACUUUAUCUUCGAUGCCGCGGCCCCUCAUUGGGUCUUUAGUACUUCUAUGUGUUCAAUUUUUAAACCCCAUUACGUGUGAUGCUCCUUGUUUCUGUGUAAUUUGAACCUCUGGUUAUGCUCUUGUGAGUUGUGAGCGGUGUCUCUGCUCAUGUGGACACACAUGAUUUGAACUGCGAUUUUGAGCUGUGAUUCUGCUAGUGAGGUAAGCAUGAUUUCAGCGGUGUUUCCAUGUGGUUUUGAACCAUGUCUGUGGUAUGAUCUUGUGAAAACGUUGCGUGAAUAUUUAUUGCCAAUCGUGUGUCGUGCCAAUACUGCCUUUGGUUGAUUGUGUGGCUUGUUGCUUAGCUGAGUGAUUGGUUGUAGUGUUUGCUAUUUUUUUGUGUUUAGUAGUUUGUAGUUUAACACUGUCUUUGCCGGUCCCAAGCCCGGAUGAGAAAAUGUGGAGGGGACUGCAGUUAGCUCCUCUGUUUAUAACUUUCACUGUCUCCAAAUAUUUUUCAAUGAAUAGUAGUGAAUGAAGUGAGUAGAAGUCACACAAUGUGGUGGCAAGCUUUGGAACAUCCUUUGAUAAAAAGGAUAAAGAACAAUAAAAAAACUCAAAAUUAAAAGAUUAUAGAAAAUAAAAGUCUCAAAAACAAAAAAAAUACUCAAAAUUAUAUAAGUUUUUUUAAAAAAUACUAAAAAAAUAACAGACUCAAAAUUAUAGAAGAUUCGAAUAAUAGAAAGACUUAAAACAAUAAGCAGACUCAAAAUAUAAUAAAUACUCAAUUAUAAAAAGACUCAAAAACAAUAAAGACUCAAAAGUAUAAAAGAUUCAGAAUAAUAGAAGACUUA
Messenger RNA from Aegilops tauschii subsp. strangulata, 3223 nucleotides. NCBI's taxonomy places the organism in Eukaryota, Viridiplantae, Streptophyta, Magnoliopsida, Poales, Poaceae. The record is from RefSeq and is a predicted model, not a curated record.